Molecule: messenger RNA, 2664 nt
Organism: Bactrocera dorsalis (oriental fruit fly)
Lineage: Eukaryota; Metazoa; Arthropoda; Insecta; Diptera; Tephritidae
Product: F-box/LRR-repeat protein 2
Exons: 6
Coding region: 245-1909 (554 amino acids)
Biological process (GO): SCF-dependent proteasomal ubiquitin-dependent protein catabolic process
Cellular component (GO): SCF ubiquitin ligase complex
Molecular function (GO): RNA binding; protein binding
Source: RefSeq, a predicted model, not a curated record
AAUAACUGGCAUACCUAGAUAACCGAAUACUAAGCAAACUCCAACACUACAACAGCAUUAUUGUGAAUGCCACUAGUUAAAGAAGCAGAGAACUCUUUAAUAAUAGAAAAUAUUUGUUUUGUGCGGAUGAGUUAAUUUUGUUGUGGCCAAUUAAGUGAGUAAUGAUUUAAAGAUAUUUAAAAAUUUAUGCAUUUUAUAGAUUGGAAAGUGUACAAACUGUUAGUUGUUGAUUGAAAAACAGCAGAUGGAUUUUACAAAGCUUAAGUCCAAUUACUACUUUCUUGAUGAUAAAGCAUACACAGAAGAUGACCUACUCGUAUAUAAUGUCACAGCUUAUCAAUUGCAUGGCAAAGUCACCGAAUUAGAACUCCGCAAGUACUUUUCGCAAUUUGGCGAUGUGCUCAAAGUGUAUUUACAACGUGAUAAAUAUGCAACAGGCACUGCGGAACCACCGAUCGGUGUGGUGCAUUUCGCGCACCCGCUGGCAGCAGCUAGGGCGUUGCAGCGUUUCUCGCAUGAAUUGCAAAAGAAGCGUUUCUUUGUGAAUGCAUGCGAGAGUUGGGAGCAACCAGAAGCUUAUAGAGGCGGCGUAGACUUCAACGCACGCAUUGCUGCGCUAAAUCUAAAUGGUGAUCUGAUCGACUUUUAUACAACUAUGCGCACCAAUAUCUUGCAAUUGAAUGAUGAGUGCUUAGAAACCAUAUGCCUUUAUCUGCCAUUACGUGAUCAAAUACGCUUUUCGCGUGUAUGUCGGCGUUUUCGUGAUAUUUUUAAGCGCAUUUGCAAGUGCACAUCUAAAGUUUUCAACAUGAAUCAAUUAAUCGGCAUGACAUUAUGGGAUAUACGUGAAUUUUUUGAAAUGGCUGGCGCUAAUAUCGAAGAAUUGUUUGGUGCAGUGCCUUAUAAUUAUCAAGAUCGCAUAGACUUCAUAAGCGAACUAAGUCCACGUGUGCGACGCGUCGAUUUGAAUUGCAAUAAUGUGGAAUCCGCUAGUUUGUUGCGUUUUUUGGAACGUUUCCAUGCAGUCACUUAUGUGGAAUUACAUAAUUUCUCGCUGAACGACAACUCUUUGCUUGCCUUAAGAAAACUGCCCAAUUUGCGUGCGCUGAUACUCGAUCAGAGUUUCGAGUUGACAGGAAAAAAUCUGUGUAAAUUAUAUCAGCUGCACGAGCUUAGUCUUUUCGGUUGUGAAAAUCUGCAGACCAGCCAUUUCAUCGACAUCUGCAAGUGUUUAUUUAAUUUGCGUUCCCUAGACAUACGCCACUGCAAAAUGCUUACAUCGCGCGCUUACAGCGAAAUGGUGCGCAAUUGUCGUCAAUUAGAGCAGCUAAAAAUAUCCUGUGAAAAAGAAGUGAACUACGAUUGUGUAGCGCAAUUACACGCACUACGUAAACUUACGGUGCACUCUUAUGGCGCGGUGCGUGAAACGCUAUUCAUUGCGCUGGCAGCACACAAAACUCAGCAGCUGGAAAAACUCGAGAUAUUAGCAAGAAAUUGCAUCACACACGAACGUGCCAUUUACCUAUCAAGGUUGCAUCAAUUGCGCAGCCUAAUCUGCCCUAAUAAUGACAAUCUAACCGAUGAGUGUCUCUUCGAGUUCGCCGAACGCCUAAAAUACUUGCAGGAACUUGACAUUAAAAAUUGUCGCGCCGUGACAAACAUUGGCGUUUUGGUGUUGUUGCGUCGUUGUUCACAGCUAAAACUUGUUAAUAUCGAGCAAUGUGAGGGUAUAACGGAUGAUUUCGUAUUCGAUGCUUGUGAUGUGCUGAAACAGGGUGGACGCACUUAUGCGGAGCCAGUGCUGUUUCGCGUCGCCGGCACCGGUAUACACGAAAUCAUUGUGCAGGGUUUACCGCAGCUGGAAGUGGGCCAAUUGUUACAAUUUUCCUUCGUUGAAGAGAAUUCCUAGUGCCCAGCUGGCAUGUUUGCAAGCGUUCAAGCGUAUAACCAAAGAAUUAUGAAGGAAAUACGUGUUGUCUAACAUGUCAAAAAAAAGUAAAUAAAUCAAAUACAUAUGUAUCACGAUAUUCACGGUAAAUGCAUUUAAAAGACAUUUUAAAUUAACACAUUAAGAAAAUUUUACUAACCGAAAAAUCAAAAGCUUACACGAAACGCACAACGCACAUACGACAGCGAAUUACGUUUAGCUACGUAAGCAAUCAUGUUGACAUUUACGUAUUUCGAUUGUAAAUUAUUAUGUGUGGUGAAUUGUUUGUUUUGAAAGAAAAAAAAAACAGAAAUCAGCAAUAUUUAUUAUUUAUAAUUGACGAACAAAUAUUUAUGUGUAUUUCAAAUAAUUAUAUGUGCCACAAAAUGUUUACAUAAUGCUUUAAAUUCAAUUUAAGCGUGUAAUGUUAAUAUUGAUAUUUUACCUUAACUGUUUAUUAUUCAAAUACAAACACAGUGCGAAAAAGUGCUCACAAUUUUUAUAUAAAAAAAAUAACGUCGAUAGCUGCGCGUGUUAAUCAUAGACAGCGCAUAAAUUAAAAAUAAAAAAAUAUUAUUUAACGCAGAAAACUAACCUAUAAUUUGUGAUGCAAUUCACAAUAAUUUUAUGCAAUAAUUUCACCUCCACAUAUUACAAAACGAUAUUCUGUAACGUUACUUUAAAACUCAUAUGCAAUAACAGCAUAACGGUACACAGUGAAACUGCAUGGUAAUGCU